GUCGGAAGCUGAUUUGAGCACUUUGGAUCAAUUUAAAUACUGACUCAACAUGUCUGGAAGAGGAAAGACCGGAGGUAAAGCAAGGGCGAAGGCCAAGACCAGGUCAUCCCGUGCCGGGCUCCAGUUCCCAGUAGGCCGUGUCCACAGACUUCUUCGCAAGGGCAACUAUGCUCAUCGCGUCGGAGCCGGAGCUCCAGUCUACCUGGCAGCCGUGCUUGAGUAUCUGACCGCUGAGAUCCUCGAGUUGGCCGGUAACGCCGCCCGUGACAACAAGAAGACCCGUAUCAUCCCCCGCCAUCUGCAGCUGGCUGUGCGUAAUGAUGAGGAGCUCAACAAACUCCUCGGUGGAGUGACCAUCGCUCAGGGCGGUGUGCUGCCUAACAUCCAGGCCGUCCUUCUGCCCAAGAAGACCGAGAAGCCCGCCAAGAACUCACUAAAACUCUCGCUUAUCAUGUCUGGAAGAGGAAAGACCGGAGGUAAAGCAAGGGCGAAGGCCAAGACCAGGUCAUCCCGUGCCGGGCUCCAGUUCCCCGUUGGCCGUGUGCACAGACUUCUUCGCAAGGGUAACUAUGCUCAUCGCGUCGGAGCCGGGGCUCCGGUCUACCUGGCGGCCGUGCUUGAGUAUCUGACCGCUGAGAUCCUCGAGUUGGCCGGCAAUGCUGCCCGCGACAACAAGAAGACCCGCAUCAUCCCUCGCCAUCUGCAGCUGGCCGUCCGCAAUGACGAGGAGCUCAACAAACUCCUCGGUGGAGUGACCAUCGCUCAGGGCGGUGUGCUGCCUAACAUCCAGGCCGUCCUUCUGCCCAAGAAGACCGAGAAGCCCGCCAAGAAGUAAAUCAGAAACCCCAAAAAACCAAAGGCUCUUUUAAGGGCCAAC
Messenger RNA from Gadus macrocephalus (Pacific cod), 877 nucleotides. Its product is annotated as histone H2AX-like. The record is from RefSeq and is a predicted model, not a curated record. Gene Ontology annotation, cellular component: nucleosome. The transcript is spliced from 3 exons. NCBI's taxonomy places the organism in Eukaryota, Metazoa, Chordata, Actinopteri, Gadiformes, Gadidae. The coding region runs from base 50 to 835 and encodes 261 amino acids. Gene Ontology annotation, molecular function: structural constituent of chromatin; DNA binding; protein heterodimerization activity.